Ambispora leptoticha is the source of this 1053-nucleotide messenger RNA. Lineage: Eukaryota; Fungi; Glomeromycota; Glomeromycetes; Archaeosporales; Ambisporaceae. The record is from the annotation of a GenBank genome assembly.
AUGACAUUCCGUUUCAACUUUUCGCUUAAAGAUUUGGAUUUAUCGGACCACGGGAUAAAUGACCAUAAAGUUGUUAAGGAAGAGGUCGAAAUAGUUGAUCUACUUCAAGCGACAAGUCUUGAAGAAGAAAAAACAAACGAUAAUCAAACUUCCCCUUUUAUUGCGCCAAAAGAAAUUGUUAUUAGUCCAUUGUUACUUAAACUCCCGGAAUCUUACAUAGCUGAAACUAUUGAAAGUAAUUCGUCACCAUCAACAUUAUAUAAACGACAUUUAUCUGAUAUUAAAUGCCAAAUAGCUUUGGAGGAUGAUGAUCCAAUGGAAGAGCAUGAAGACUCCUCUAAUAUAAAGAAAAGUCAAAAUUUGUUUGAUAUUAUGGUUGAGAGUGAUUUGAUCAAAGGAGUUUAUGAAGGUGGUUUCAAAACCUGGGAAUGCUCCCUUGAUUUGGUUGAUUACCUUGCUGGAAGAGGGAUAAAUAUCGAUUCACCCAAAGUUCUAGAGCUUGGCUGUGGAUCAGGACUACCAGGAAUUUAUAUACUUACUCGUGAAAAAUCAGCGCGGGUCGAUUUUCAAGAUUACAACGAACAAGUUAUUAAAUUAGUCACAAUACCAAAUAUCUUACUAAACACCUCUUUACGACCUCAAUCCACUGAUAUAGAUCAUCAAGGUAUUGCACAAGUGAAUGUUGCAAAUAACGAGAAUAUUAUUAGGGAAAUGUGCAAGAGAAGUCGAUUUUUCGCGGGUGAUUGGAACGGAUUAGUGGAUGCGCUUGAUAUAAAAUCUGAAAAAGAAAAAUACGAUCUGAUAUUGACCUCUGAAACGAUAUACAAUGAGGACUCUAUCGAAAAAUUAUACAAUGUCAUAAAGAAUAUUUUGAAGAGACCAACUGGCGUUGCCUUGGUAUCAUCUAAAACAAUGUAUUUUGGCGUAGGUGGCGGUAUACUACCAUUCAGACAACUAAUCGAACGAGAUAACGUGUUUAAUGUUAAAGUUGUUUAUACGGUGACCUUGCAUUUGAGAAGAGAGAUUUUGGAAAUGAGAUUUAUCAGCCGCUAG